Messenger RNA from Mobula hypostoma (lesser devil ray), 4285 nucleotides. Its product is annotated as rho GTPase-activating protein 12-like. NCBI's taxonomy places the organism in Eukaryota, Metazoa, Chordata, Chondrichthyes, Myliobatiformes, Myliobatidae. Gene Ontology annotation, cellular component: cytoplasm. Gene Ontology annotation, biological process: signal transduction; regulation of GTPase activity. The coding region runs from base 372 to 3023 and encodes 883 amino acids. The transcript has 19 exons. The record is from RefSeq and is a predicted model, not a curated record. Gene Ontology annotation, molecular function: protein binding.
GUGAGAGCGCGAGCGAGAGUGAGUGCUCGAGGUCCCAGACCCCAUGGAGAGGGGAAAGGGAAGAAGCUGCACGCGACCCGGCGUCACCGCGAGCGCGCUCGUGUAGGGUGCACGCGCACCGAACGUCACCAAGUGGAAACGAGGCAAGAGCUUGUUUGUUCGACGCCAGGAGGCGGCUGUGGAGCGAUUAAAGAUUGUAAUAUAAAAUAAAAUCUUCAGGGUAGUCGUCAAUUCCGAGAUAUUAAAUUAGUCAGUGGGGAAAUAAAACAGCGUCGUUCUCCUCUGGCCGCUGUCCCAGGCACCCUUCGGAGCAGUGAACAAUUGGAAUCACAUCAUGUGGAUUACUGCCAGUUUCAUUAAGCAUUUUUGAAAUGGCUGAGAAAGAUCGAAAACCAGAUGUACCUGUUGUUCCAGGGCAGGUGUAUAUUGAGGUGGAGUAUGAUUAUGAGUAUGAGGCAAAGGAUAGAAUAAUUUCAAUAAAGGAAGGUGAAAGGUAUAUCUUAUUAAAGAAGACAAAUAAUGAUUGGUGGCAGGUUAAGAAGGAUGAUAGUUCAAAGCCUUUUUAUCUUCCAGCACAAUAUGUUAAAGAACUACCUCGUAAGGCAUUAAUGCCACCAGUGAAAUGUGUACCCAGUUCUGUUAAAGCCAAAUCUGCUAGUUUAGGUGCAGAUGCCAAGCUACAGCAGGUGUCAAAUGAAAAUGUCUCCAAAUCACCAGAUUAUAUGAGUGCUUUCAAGUCCUCUAUGGGGCAAUUACAAAUUAAGACAUCAUCAGAGAACCAGCCGACUAAUCUGAACACCAGCCAAAUACAAAACGAGGAUCAGGUUCAAGGGAUGGUCCAUUUACAUUCUGGAAUCCAAAAUAGUGUCAAAGCUGGAAGCCAGAGUCAUGGACAUGGUGAAGGUGAAACGCAGUAUUCACGAAUUACAGAUCCAAACCGAAUCCUGGUGCAUUCACAGGAUCUCGAUGCAAUGGAGGGAGAUAAACUAGUUCAUGAACAUUCAUCGGAAUGGACGCCAGAGAGUUCAGAAAAGCAUCAAGACUCUGAAUCUGGAGAUGAAUGCAGUAGUAGUUCCACAGAGCAGCUACAGACAGUACCACCUGUGAGAUCAGAAUCUCCAGUCUAUGCAAAUUUACAAGAACUGAAAAUAUCUCAAGCUAACCUACCCCCCAUUCCCACCAGUCCUCCCAUGCAAGUUCAUGGUGAAUGGGAGGUGCAUAAAGAUAACACAGGACGCACAUUCUAUUACCACAAGGGAACACAAGAACGAAGCUGGAAGCCGCCUCGAUGGACGAGAGAUUCUGUAAAUAAAGAGUGUGAUAACCAAGGCGAUUCUCUGAACCGUGGAUAUCACAUCACGGAAGAGAACUGUCGCAGCUUUUACUCAAGCCACUCUGAUAAUCAGUUUGAUUUGCCACCACGUGGGUGGUCAGAAGAAUUGGAUGAUCGUGGCCAAACUUUGUAUGUUAAUGAAUAUACUAAUGAAAAGUGGAUGAAACAUAUUGAUGAUCAAGGUCGACCAUAUUAUUAUCGUGCUGAUGGAUCCAAAUCUGAAUGGGAAUUGCCGCAGUACAACUUCUCAGCAAAACAGCAAGAAGUUAUUAGCAAAAGCAGAAGCUUGGAUAGAAAGCCAGAACCUUUAGUAUUGACAAAUUGGCGACACAGCACAUAUGGUGUUAGUCACUUGGACCUUGAAAAGUUCACUUCCAAAAAGCACAAGCGCAAUUCCUCUGAACAUCUCUGUGCUCCAUCAUCGCAUUUGUUUUCGCAGCACCCUGAUCAAGAACUUGCUACUAGUCCGAAGCUAAUCCACGACAACAACAAUGAACCACCUUCCUCACCAAAGGGUCCACAGCCUUCACCAACUGUUUCAGAAAAAUAUGGAUUGCUUUAUAUGACAAAAAUCACAGAGAAUGGCAAAAAAGUCAGGAAGAAUUGGACAUCAUCUUGGACAGUCUUGCAAGGUUCAUCUCUGCUAUUUGCUAAAAAUCAAGGCAGUGGAACUGGAUGGAAAUUUGGUAACACACAAUCUAAACCUGAGUUCACUGUGGAUUUAAAGGGGGCUGCAAUUGAAUGGGCUUCAAAAGAUAAAUCGAGUAAGAAGAACGUUAUUGAGCUCAGAACACGUCAAGGAACCGAGUUACUGAUUCAGUUAGAUAAUGAUAAUCUCAUCAAUGAAUGGUAUAAAGCUCUUGAAGAGACCAUUAGUAGUCAGACAGAGUCUGAUGAAGAUGAUAUGCCAGAGUCUCCAGUCAUUGAAAAGCAGGAUAAAGAUAAAAAUAAUAAAGAUUUAAAGAAAUCACGACCAAUGAAAUCCUCUAGCAAUAUAGAUAAUGCAGACCAAAAAAAGACCAAAACAAAAUUGAAAAAGUUUCUUACACGAAGGCCAACACUUCAGGCAGUGAGAGAUAAAGGCUAUAUUAAAGAUCAAGUGUUUGGAUGCAAUUUAAACAGUCUUUGUCAGAGAGAAGGCACAACCAUACCUAAAUUUGUGACGCUGUGUAUUGAUCACGUGGAAAAAGAAGGCUUGAAUAUUGAUGGUCUGUAUAGAGUAAGUGGCAACCUGGCUGUGAUACAAAAACUGCGAUUUGCUGUCAACCAUGAUGAAAAGCUGGACUUGAAGGAUAAUAAGUGGGAGGAUAUUAAUGUAAUUACUGGGGCUCUCAAGAUGUUUUUCAGAGAACUUCCAGAGCCACUCUUCACAUAUCAUCUUUUUAAUGAUUUUAUCAAUGCAAUCAAAUCUCCAGACUACAAGCUCCGCAUUCAGGGUAUUAAAGAACUAGUUAGACAUCUACCUAAACCAAACCAUGACACGAUGCAAGUUCUGUUCAAGCAUCUUGUGAAGGUUGUUGCCUGUGGUGAGCUAAACCGAAUGACCACUCAGAGUGUUGCCAUAGUAUUCGGGCCAACUCUCCUCAGGCCUGAGAAAGAGGUGAACAAUAUUGCAGUGCACAUGGUAUACCAGAAUCAGAUUGUGGAAUUGAUCUUAACAGAAUAUGAGACCAUAUUUGGACGCAGUUGAAAUACACUGCGAAAGGAAAACACAUCUACCAAAACCCUUAAGUGUUUUUUUUGUAUUUUGAGUUGACCAGAAAAUGGUAAACUUUGCACUUGUUUUCCACUGUUUUAUUUUUUAAAUGAACUGUAGUUUUUUUUAAAUGGUUAUCAUUCUUGAAAGCAGGUGUUUUGCUUAAGAUGUAAUGCAGACAUGCAAGAGUGCAUGUGACCUGGUUAUGACAAAGAGUGAAGACUUAAGUAUACGAUAGUUACAUACACUGGGCUCUUUUGCAACAAUAUUUGCCUGAGAGACUUAGCAGUACUCUUUCAUGCGUGUGUACGUAUUUUUAGGAGAUUUCCAGCAUAUAGUUGGCAGUCCUCACAUCCAGCCUUUCCUGCUGUUUGAUGUAGCAGAAAUUCUAAUACUGUAUAUUGCUCUUGAGUCCUUACUGAAGCAUUGGCCAGAUAUUGUGUAAUUUAUUUUUUAUAGGUUUACUCAAAAGGCAAAAGCUGAAUUGUUAAAUGCUGAUUUUCUUUUUCCUGGUUGAAUAUGGACAGAAAACAGUCCUGCACUUGCUGUACCCUCAGCCUGCUGUUAAAACAGGGGUUAUGAUCACAUCCAGUGUUUGAAAUACUAGUGAUGUAUAGAUGAACAAAGAAUAUAUGUUAAAAUAACAUGUCCUCAGCCAAACUGUAUAAUAUAGUCUGUGUAUAGUUCCUUAACAAAGUAUGUUUUCCAUACAGUAACAUUUCUAAUCAAAUUUUGCCAGCUUGUAAUAAAAUUGCUGGUCAGUGUAUCAUCUGAGAUCAGUACUAAGAGCUUUUAGGGGUAUUUUAAUGACAGGCAACACAAGGGGCUAUUCUUAGGUAUACUAAGAAGCUGUGUGCACUUUUUAGCUAUUGGUAAUUUCAGUGCAGGGCAAAUCUUAACCAUUUGUAUUUCAAAUGGUACUGGAAAGUAAUGUGUAGGCUUGUGCUUUCUAGGUGCUCUACAACAAUAGCUGUUUAUUUAAAAAUGUACAGGCAAAAAUUUGAAAAAAAUCUGCUUAGCAAUUUAUUGCACAGUAAGUGCUAACAGUUAAAGAAAUCAUCAUGUAUGCACUGAUGGGUAUUAAGGCAGAUACACUUGAAGCUAAAUUGAAUUUUCUCGUUUUAAAAGUGUGGACUGGUUGUGUUACAGGUUUUUAUUGGAAUACUACCUGUUUCUGGGCACAUGAUCUGAAGAAUUUUUUGAAUGUAUUUUUUUAAACUAACUGCUGUAUGACAAUAUUCUAAUCAAAGAUUAAA